This is a messenger RNA of Dentiscutata erythropus, 705 nucleotides long. NCBI's taxonomy places the organism in Eukaryota, Fungi, Glomeromycota, Glomeromycetes, Diversisporales, Gigasporaceae. The record is from the annotation of a GenBank genome assembly.
AUGAUCAAGAAUGUUGCGAUAGUUACAUAUUUGAUUUAUCAUAAUAUACCAAUUUGCAGUGAAGAUGGUUUUGAAACUUUUGAAGAGCAAUUUUCAAAUAUUGCGAUAUACAACAACAUUUCAACCAGAACAAGUGAAAAUGGCUUUGAAUCUUUCGAAGAGCAGGUUUUAAAUACUGCUGUGCAGAGUGAUUUAAUUAGAACAGUGGAUGUACUAGCAGUUGGGCAAAGAUUUGGUAGUUGGGAUGAACUCAACCGCUUUAUAUCUUUUUAUACCAAAUUACAAAAUUUUGUGAGUGUCAUACGUGGGUCAGAAUAUAGCAAUGAGAUUUGUAAAAGCCACCGAUAUGUUUGUGAACAUCAAGUUCGAGCUAGUUGUUCCAAGACAACUGGCAUAUUAAAAAUUAAUUCAGUUUGUUUGAAUCACAACAACCACCUAAUAACUGAAGAAACCAAUAAAUUUGCCUUAAAAUAUCAAGUAUUUUCUGAAGAUAUGCUAAAAAACAUUAAAUUUUGGACUGAGACUGGAAAUAUAAAUAUGAGAACACAAUACCAAAUGUUGACAAAACAAUACCCGGAUGCUUUUUUUUUGCCUCAGGACCUUUCAAACGCCAUUCAAACAUUUAAAUGGCAAAAUUAUAUUGAAUGUGAAGCGGCUAUCUUACUUAAUAACCUUCUUGAACAUAAGUCUGAAGACAACAGAUAG